Messenger RNA from Trichoderma harzianum CBS 226.95, 207 nucleotides. RefSeq lists its product as hypothetical. Lineage: Eukaryota; Fungi; Ascomycota; Sordariomycetes; Hypocreales; Hypocreaceae. The record is from RefSeq and is a predicted model, not a curated record. The transcript has a single exon. The annotation marks the transcript as partial.
AGGAAAAAAGAGAAGGGUAAGGUUAUUAAAUCGACGAAGCCCGAACCCUUUGACGGAGAUCUACGCAAGAUAGACAAAUUUUUCUCGGAACUUGCAACCUAUUUUAAAUACUUCCCUUAUACCUUAAAGGAUGACGAAGACAGAGUCAUCUUCGCAGGCAGCCGCCUUGCAGAAGACGCUAAAACAUGGUUCCGACCUAUUAUAUAG